This is a messenger RNA of Homarus americanus (American lobster), 7797 nucleotides long. RefSeq lists its product as uncharacterized. The transcript is spliced from 9 exons. Gene Ontology annotation, molecular function: G protein-coupled receptor activity. Gene Ontology annotation, cellular component: membrane. Gene Ontology annotation, biological process: cell surface receptor signaling pathway; G protein-coupled receptor signaling pathway. Bases 472 to 3510 code for a protein of 1012 amino acids. NCBI's taxonomy places the organism in Eukaryota, Metazoa, Arthropoda, Malacostraca, Decapoda, Nephropidae. The record is from RefSeq and is a predicted model, not a curated record.
CAGUUCGAGUAGUGGCAUACACUAGUGAGGACCUGAGUGACCAUACUGCCUUAGACUCUACAUUUACCCCUCCUUCUGAUAUUAACCUGCCGGGGUGAUCACUGUCAAGGCGAACACAAGAACCUUCACGUAACCGACUCGUUGUGGCAAAUAGUGAUAAUUUGCGUUGUAAAGUGACGGAGUUAAGUAAUAAGUAACUGCAGUGAGGCGAGAAGUGUUGUUUUAUUAGCUAUUUGACGUGUUUGAGGCAUAAAGUGUCACCCUAAGAUCAUAUUAUCGUUGAAACCAAAGAAAUGUUGAGACUGUAAUGUUGUCAGGACCGUCUGGCAGUGUGGUGUUGCACUGCGAUGGAAAAAGUGUUUCACUGUGAUUGGAAAGAUCUUAGGGUGAGUGGAACAUUUCACUGCCGGAGUUGGUGGUGAAUGUGGUGGGCUGCGGCAUGAUGUGGUGGUCAGGGUCGUGGUGGUAGUGAUGGUGGUUGGAGGUGUGUGGGGGGAGAGUGUAGCUCACCUCUUGUUGUUAUUAUUGCUGGGGGGGACGCUAGGGGGUCCCCAGGAUGGCGGGGGAGACAAGAGCCCCCUGGAGGAUGAGUACCCCGGCCUGGCGGAGAACUACCCCCUAGAGCACAUGGAUUAUCCGAACGUCUAUGAUGAGGUCGUGGACUUUAACGACCCACGGAACUACUACAGCUCUAACUUCACUCCUCACUUAGCCAAUUCGACUGUGUACAAGUGUCACUGUGAGGGAGACGCGGUGUGGGACGGCUCCACCUGUCACCCCUUCCAGACCAUCGUGGCCGUCAUUAACCCCUCGACAGGUGAGCGUGUUGUAGCCAACACCAGUGAGUUCGGCAGCGUGCAAGUCGGGUCCGUGACCUGUCCUCCUGGUCUGCAGGUCGUACUGUUGGACUCCAACUCUGUUGAACACCAGGCCAACCCGUUCUCCUUGCUGGAGUCUGGUGACCUGUACUGGCACUGGGAGGUCUUCUCUCACUAUUGCUUCGACCACACUUUUGAACCCAAUGGUGAACCUCGGUCAUGGCAGGCGUUGGUGUGCCUGGCGCCGCCCUCAGUGCCCCGCUGCUGCCCGCCAGCCCAUGCCCUCCGCGAAAACAAGUGUGUGCCUCAACACCACUCUACCUUUGCCCCGCCUGUGCUAUUGGAGGGGCAGGCGGUGGAGUGGGAGGUGGUGAAGGGGGAGGUGGUCAACGUGACGUGUGACAGCAACUCUCACACCUCACACCGCCUCGUAGACAGUCAGAAGGUGAGUCUCGUGUACACCCCCAAGGGCGCACUGCUGCACUGGACGCCACCAUUCACCUUGCCUGAGGAGCGAAACGACUACUGUAUAGGCGUGGAGGCUGAUGAGGAGGGCGUGGCGCCGCGCUAUACGGCCAAACUGUGUUAUGAGGACCGCCUGGCCACCCACCAUGAGACAUGCAUCAACCGCACUUGUGUGCGUAAGUGUUGCCAAGAACAUUUCUUCGUAGGGACCCUUUGUGAGCCCGUGAAACACCCCAGCGAGGUGUGGUCCCCGGUGUUCCACGACCCCAACACCCUGGAACCGGAUGCUCCAGCUCCUGCGGACCUCACCAUCGUGCACGGCUACCCCAUCUGUACCGCCUUCUUCAGGCUGGAUAGUCACCUCAUCGAGGAAGACAAGUUCUACCUGCUGGAAAACGGCGCCCUAUACGUGCCCAUCUUUUCCAGGAAAUUCCCCGCCCACGAGUACUGCCUCGAGAAGUUCUUGUUUGAAACGGGCGAGAUACACACGCUGCCUCUCGUCUGUUUCCAGGACGACCCGGCCAAGCUGAGCACCGCGUGUAGGGUCAUACAGAACUACGUAUACCCGGUCCUGCUGCUGUUCUCCUGUGUGUUCCUGGCCAUCACCUUGCUGAUAUACGUGAGCGUGCCGGAGCUACACGCCAAGGUCCAUGGCAAAUGUCUGGUGGCGCACGUGUCCGCCCUCCUCAUGGCCUACGUCAGUCUGGUUACCAUCCAGUGGAGCACCGGCGUGAUGCCCAUAGUUGCCUGCAAGAUCAUGGCCUCGGUGACACACUUCAGUUUUCUGGCAGCUUUUUUCUGGCUGAACGUCAUGUGUUUCGACAUCUGGUGGACCCUUAAAUCAAUGCGGCCUGUAGCUGAGACUGGGGAGCUGUCAAGGUUCAGGUUCAAGAUGUACUCUGUGUACUCGUGGGGGUGUCCCAUCAUCAUCUCCUUGGUGGCCAUCAUCGUCCAGGCCCUACCAGAAGACUUCAACGUCAUACGACCUGACUUUGGCUCCAAGAAAUGUUGGUUUGAUAAUGACAAGUCACUGUGGGCGUAUUUCUUCGGGUUUGUGUUGGUGCUGGUGGUGGCCAACAUCAUCUUCUUCGCACAGGUGGCAUACAUCCUCAUCAUGGCUCAGAAUGACCCCAUCCUCCAGCGUACACGUCAGCAGAACAGGGAAAGGAUGUGGCUGUACGUCAAGUUGUUCCUCGUGAUGGGACUGACCUGGAUCACUGAAGUCGUGUCAUGGCAGGAGGGGACGUGUGAGGCCUGGGUGAUCACUGAUAUCGUCAAUACUCUUCAGGGAUUCUCGAUCUUCCUGAUUUUCAUAUGCAAGAGGAACAUGUUAAGAAGGGUACGCAACAACUGGGAGCCAUACCUGCGUCGCAUGAAAGAAUUCUUUGGUUCGUCCCGCCAGUCAAAGUCUAUAGUUGGGAAAAGCCAUCCGGAGAGUUCAUCGUUCAGCUCGUCAGUUAACCGACCGAGCCAGUCCGCAGCGUCACAGAGGACCGUCCAGAGUCAGAUUUCACUCGAUCCAUCAUCUGCCUCAAGAAAGCUGUCAUCAUCGUCCCUAGUGUCCACCACAGGAGUCCAAGUUCACUCUCCCAACUCUAUCUCAAUGGAUACCAUAAAUGAAGGGAACCACCACGAGGAUGACCAGAAUAUAGAGCUAGGAGGACCCACUGGAAAAGAUAUUGGUUCAGCCAUCAAUGGAAAUAUGGGAAGUGAGAGAGAGACCUCAUUAACUAACAGCAAUAAUGUUGUUAACCAAGACACCUCCAUGAAAACAUUGAAUUCCAUUAGUGGACAGACAGACAGUGUUCAGUCCCUCGACUCCCACAUGAAUGCAUUGAAUUCUAACAAUGGACAGAUAGGCAACAUUCAACCCUUAGAUAACAAUAAUGAAGCAUCACCAACACCUACCAAGAAGUUUGCUCCCCUGAGAACCUCUGAUGAGUCGUCCCCUACAAGACAGGGAGACCACACAGAGUCCACACCCUUGAGAAAUGUUCAGAGUGAAGUGUCACUUGAAGAUGUUGAGGAUGACACUCCACAAAUAGACAGUGACAUCACUCUACCACAGAGAGAGUUUGUGAAUAACUUAGUGAAAACUACUGAAAGUGAUCAUGUGAGAAGUCAAGAAGAAAAUGAGCCAGUUACUGUAGAUAAUGAAGGUGUGUUGGUGCUGCAUAACCGAGCCUUCACCACAGAGGACGAGGACGAUCAGCCCGUGGACGUGUGAUGAACAGCGUUGUUCAGACAUUACAAAAUGUGUUUCUGCAAAAAAACUGUUUCAGUAUUACACUUUCUGAGAAACAUGGCUUUAAAUAAUACAUUAUUUCAAGUACUGUAUUUAUUCAGCAUAUUCUCAGAUGUUAUCAAUAUAAGAAACACACCUAGUGGAAGGUUUAACUUUUGAACCAGGCAAUUGGUGAAUUACUAUUACCUAUGAUACUCACAGUUGACAUCUGUGUUCAGGUAUGUUGCCUUCAGUGGACUGGAGUUUUGAGAGGACUUGUGUAGAUCAUUGUACAUUACAGUACUGUAUAAUAUAGUACUUGUACAGUAUACUGUACAGCAGUGAUCCAGUGCAGUGAGUGGUGUGCCUGGUGUCUCCACAUAACUGGCUGUAUGUUUUACUGUGAAUCUCAUGGAUUCAUACAAACUUUUAAGAGAAUGUUUUAUUGAAAAAAAAAAGUUCCUUUAGCAAAUUGAAAAUUAAAAAAUAAUGCACAGGUUGGGCUGAAAAAACUUGUUAUUUUCGAAGUGGUCUUCUAGCAGACAACAGUAAUGCUCCUGCAGUGUGUAAGAACUUGUGUAUCACAUUUUUAGUGAAAUAUUAUAAAAUGAAAAAAAUUUAAUUUGAUUCAGUUACAUAUGAGACACAGGGAACAAACUGUCAGAAAGAUUGAAGGUUUUGAAUGAUUUUUUCAGUGAUUACAAUAUUUAUACAAUACAGUACAGUACUGUAAUGCAUAUUAUGAAAAGUAUGAAAUAAUGUUGUACUUGUACAUCAAGUGCAGUGUACUAGAUUCAGUUGUUCCUACAAUUUAGUAAUUAGUGUUCAUGUCAAAUAUAAUACUUUGUGCUAUCCAAAUGAUUAUUCUUAAAUGAAGAUAAUAUUUAAUGAUUUUGAUUACAGUACAGAAUAGAUAUUUCAGACAGUUGUAUUUCCCUUUUACCCCCAUAUGGGUUAUUUAACCAUCUUCCCUUAUAAAAAAUGAAUUGUUUAUUAUGACAAUGAUGUAUCAGGCACCACUGAUUUAAUGUGAUAAUAGAAAUAGUCUAUUAAACACAUAUUCUAAAGGGUACCUAAGAAUAUAGUACACUUACUUGCUGCAAAGACCAAGGGUGUGAGGGCCAAAUAGUACUGCAUGUAACAUAUAAUUAUUCUCAUGUACAUAUUUCACUCUUGCAUGACAUUUGUUUCAAGAACGACAUUGAUGAAUUUAGCUCUUUGAUCCUAUAGCUUUAUCUGUUCAUGAUAUAAUAGAGAAGACGAGAAAAAUAUAUAUAAUUCAGUUUCAUAGGUAGAGAGGAAUGCAUGAACUGUUUAGGGGAGAUGUUUAUGCCAGCAGCCACCAGUACAGUACCCAGUUGGUGUAUGAUGUGUGUGGCUAUGGUGUGUGACUAUGGUGUGAAGGAUGUCUAUAGCUAUGGUGUAUAUUCAGUGACGGAGAAGUGUAUGCUGUGGAUUCUGGUGACCAUUGCUGGUUGUAAAGGUGUUGUUGAUGUGAUGUUCAGUUUGUUUUUAAUAUUCAGUGUAUAAAGUUUUGUGUUGGGGGUUUUACUGCUUCUGCAACUCAUUCCUUCUUUGUAAUUCAUUCCUGCUGUCGAACUCUCUACUACUGCCUCUGGCCCUCACUCCUACUAACACUGUAACUCACCUCCCUCUUCAUACACUUAUAUACUUUAUUCUGAAAUAUAAGUACAAGUACAGAUUUAAGUACAAUAUACACUACAGCUUCAGUAAUUCCCUUCCCAAGUCAAGGAGUAGACCUCUCUUCCAUCAAGUGAUGUGUCCUUACCACAGACACAGCUUUGCUUCCCUCUAUUUAUAAAUACUGUACAGGGUGUCUCAAGAAAAUGAAUACAAACUGCCUUACAGAUUUCCGUGGAGAUCGCAUGGAUGCUUGUAUUAACAGCAACAUUGUCCUUUUACCUGUGGGAGACUUCACACAUCAACACGUGAGGACUAUGUUGCUAUUGUAAUGAAAAUCAGUAAGGCAGUGUGUAAAUUUUUUUAUGACACCUUGUUUAUAUAUAUAUCGAACAAAAAGGGUUCGAGUCACAUCUGUAAAUAUUAAGAAUGUUUUUCAUAGAUGUUAAACUCAGAUAAUUCUUCUUUUGAUGCGAUUUCAGAAAUAUAUUUGAAAGCGCAGAGAACUAGACAUAUUGUAUUGAUGACACGAAUCAUCUUUUUUUAAAUUUUCACACAGUCAACUGGGCCUUUGUUGGCAGUGAUGGUUGUUGAGAUGGAGGAGGACUGUAAGAAUGUUAGUCUAGCAGAGGUCCACAUUUUGAUUCACCAGGAGUCACCUACAGUACGAUGUGAAGUGAAUUGUAAUGUUUAAAUUAUAGUUCUAAAUUGAUUGAUGUAAAAGAAAAUGAAUCUUUUUAAUAUACAUGUCUGACAGUUUAUUAUAUACUUCUGAAUUAUGUACCGAAAUUAACUUUCCUUUAUUCCAGAAGUAAAACUGUAAUGCACACUUAUUUUAGCUUAGUGAUUCUGGGUGUAAAUAUCACCAGUUUUCCUUCUUCCCUUAAGCACAUUAAGACAAUGCAGCCAGCAUAUGGAAAGACAUUGAAAUUUUUAUAUUAGGAAAGUGACUGAAUCUUCAAUAACAAUGUCCCUAUAUAGAAAGAAGUACAGUAGUAAAAUUAUUAGAUUUUUGUAGGUAGAUUAUCUAAAGAGUAGUUAAUAGUUACCUCACUCUUGGUAAUAUAUGAAUCAUGUUUAGAAUGUUCACUUAAAUCAUAUACAGUACUAAUUUUAUAUUGGGUUUAAUGACAGUGGGAAGGGGAUCAGUUUUUAAAGGAAGAAGUUUAUGAAUGCCAAAAGCUAGUUUAUAGAUAGAGUGAUAUACUACCUAGAUAAAUGUAAAUAAUAAAUAUAUUCUUUGUAGUUUUGUAAAAAGCUCUGAGGGAAUAUUGAGCAAUUCCUGAGGUUACAUAGUUGUCUACAAGCACAGUGUAUGAAUGGGUGAUCAUAUACAAGUACAGCACCAACCAAUCAUCUUGUCAACACAGGAGCUCUACACCUGAGGAAGCAUCUUGUUGAGUUCAGAUAUGUAGAAUAUUUGGAUUAAGUAUAGUAUAAUAUAGUGAACUCCAGUCAUAAUCUAUCAUCCAAACAUAAUGAAAACAUCAAUUGUAAACUGUUUUAAGCCUGAGGUAAACCAGCAUUGGAAUACAUUCAGGUACUUUUCAUAGCCUGUAUAUGUCCUGUACCUGCUACUGCUAUUUGAAGCUAGGAAGUAAGUGACUAUCUGACUGGCUAGUAAACUGACAAUUAACAAAGCAAGUCUAACAUAGGGAACCAGUUUGACAAGUUGUGUGAUUGGGAUUUGAGAAAAUUCUGAUGUGAACUGACUUAGUGAAAGAAUAUUGUACAGGAGAGCUUACAUUAUGUCUCACUAUCUGGUUUUUAUUUCAAUUAAAACAGAAGUCACUUACAUUUAGGACUUAUGAAUGUUUCUCAUAUUGGAACUUGCUAAAUUAUUCUUAUUUAGAUUAUGAAAGUUAUACCAUACUGUACUGUGGAAUUUUUUUUAUUAAUGCUCAUCCAGUACAGUGAAAUUCUCUAUGUUAAGUGGUGUGAAAUGUUCUGUCAUAUAUUGUGUGUUAUUGCAGAACUUAUAUACUGUACUGUCUGAAGUGUUUAUGAAAUGAUAGUUGUGAUUUGUCUCAUAGUGUUGUUGAAAUGUUUUAUAGGAUGAUCUGUACAAUUAUUCUUAUAAUAUCCAGUUUUAUAAUGAAGGAAAUUAUUUACAUUCAUGGUUGAGGAAUGAGAGAGUUCCCCAUUCCCCAGAGGCGCUUGAUCUGUUAUCGACUCCAUGUGGUCAAGCAAGACAGAGCAGAGGUUGUGUCGAGGCUUAUAUAACAUCGAGACUGUCUGAAGAACUAAAUGGGUAUACAGUACAAUAUAGUUACUGUGUAUUCAUACCCACAUGCAAUGGUGUUCGUGCAUUGUCGUCAUGUACUCAGGUCGGGCACUGUACCAAUGUAUGAUGUAAUAAUUGAAUGUUUAAUGACAACUACAGAUUUAUGUAUGGGUUGUAUACAGUAUUGUAUUUAUAUGUAUUAAUCAUUCAUUCAUGUAGAGCCUAUUUAUAGUUCCAGGACAAGGUUGUGGCUCCUAUUAAAUUAGUUACUGAAGGUUCUUAAGAUAUAUACGUAUAUAUUGUCAUCAUUAUUCAUUUAAUUUCAUUCAUUCUUUUAGGUUUUCUGUGUCAAUAUGGAUGUUUAAUGUUACUUGAUAUUGGGUGUAAUUUAUGUGACAUGAAAAUUAAAAUAUUGUGUGCCAUAA